This is a messenger RNA of Musa acuminata AAA Group (dessert banana), 1213 nucleotides long. RefSeq lists its product as uncharacterized. The record is from RefSeq and is a predicted model, not a curated record. NCBI's taxonomy places the organism in Eukaryota, Viridiplantae, Streptophyta, Magnoliopsida, Zingiberales, Musaceae. Bases 147 to 1148 code for a protein of 333 amino acids. The transcript is spliced from 2 exons.
AAACAGGUGAUGCCAGUCGAACCCUCAGGACAAGCAACUUACCUUCUUGGAUAGUCCUGAGAAGCUUGCUUUCAUGUAAAGGUAAGAACGAUGUACGAGGGAAGAAGAAGAGCAAGAAGAAUGGAUGCUCCGAGUCCUUGGGUAGAAUGAGGGAGAACUCCAGUCUCGUAAGGCCAGAGAUGGCCACACCUGAGGUUGGUAAGAAGCUGCCUGCGGCGAGCACAUGCAAUGCUUGCAGUAGAUACUUGAGAUCUCCUUGUAAGGAUAUCGGUGGAGGAGACAUCUCCACAUCCUUUGCUUCUUAUUCUUCUGCCUCCAUCAAUGCCUCUGCCAUUUCUUCGUCUUCUUCCUCUCUCGGAGGAUCUUUUAGAGGAAUGCACCUGAGGAGGUUUUCUGGCUGCUACGAGUGUCAUCUGUCGGUCGAUCCCAUCAACGGACCUUCCGGGGAUCCUUCCAUGAGGGCUAUCACCUGCACUUCUCCUGGCUGUGGGGAGAUCUUUCUGAGACCCGAGUCUUUGGAGCUCCACCGGGCAAUUAGACAUGCAGUAUCUGAAUUGGGACCUGAAGACACAAGCAGAAACAUAAUUGAGAUCAUUUUCCAGUCAAGCUGGCUCAAGAAUCAAACCCCGGUUUGCAAGAUAGAGAGGAUACUGAAGGUCCACAACACCCAGAAGGCCAUAGCAAGGUUUGAGGACUACAGAGACUCCAUAAAGGCUAAAGCCAACAAGCUCACGAAAAAACAUCCAAGGUGUGUUGCUGAUGGGAAUGAGCUCCUGAGGUUCCACUGUGCCACUUUUGCAUGCUCCCUCGGCAUCAAUGGAUCCACCAAUCUGUGCCAAUCGAUCAAACACUGCAACGUGUGCAGCAUCAUAAGAGACGGGUUCAAAGUCGAGGAGCAAGGGAGGAUUCAAACAAUGGCUACGAGCGGGAGGGCGCAUGACAUGGCUCGUAUCUCGUCGGAUCAUGAGAAGAGGGCGAUGCUGGUUUGCAGGGUAAUCGCAGGAAGAGUGAAGAAGAACCAAGAUGCCGUGGAGGAAUUUGAUUCGAUGGCUGGACCGGCAGUAACGUAUUCGAAUUUAGAUCAGCUCUUUGUCUUCAAUCCUAAUGCCAUCUUGCCUUGCUUUGUUGUGAUCUAUACGAGUUUUUAGUGCCAUCGAUCAUUGUAAAUCUCGAGUUGCAAGUUCUGCUGCUCUUCUUGGGUUCAUUGUUCUGC